GAUGUCUUAUGAUUCGACAUCACAUGAAAUCAUAUCUGAGCGCAGCUAUGCGGUGAUAUGGUGAUAUUUAAUGAAAAUAAUAUAAUCGUUCAGAUGGAAGGAUAACCUUAGACCUGACACUGGACUUAUGGCUCUAACAUCCUCAGCAUAUGACUCCAGCAAUGAGAUCCGGCCAGCGAUGCAGUGAGCAAAAUGCAGGCUCCUUUAAUUUCUCACAGAGACACCACUGCAAGGGACAGCUCAAGAUUUAUGUUCCAUGUGACUGAAGCGAUAUCUUUCGGUGUUAUUGUUGUACCAGGAGAUGCACGUGAAAUCGUGUUGUAUUUAUAAAGGACGCAACACGUUGUUGAUUGAUCAGGAGCUCAAGGUGUCAUUCAGUCUUGAUACAUGGGAUGACGUUUGGGCGUGUGUCCUGUCUCAUUGCCCCCAGCCCCGUCUCCUGUCUGUCUGUGGGGUCCUGACGGCAGCCGCUCAUGAGACGCUUUGUGUAUUGUAAGGUGGUGCUGACCACCUCUCUGGUGUGGGUGCUGGUGGAUGUCUUCCUGCUGCUGUACUUCAGUGAGUGCAACAAAUGUGACAACAAGAAGGAUGGCUCACUGCUUCCUGUGCUCAGAGCGGUGAUGUCUCGCACACACGAAGCUCCAGGUGAAAUGGGGAAGGCAGUGAUUAUUCCUAAAAAUGAACAGGAGAAGAUGAAGGAGCUCUUUAAAAUUAAUCAGUUUAACCUGAUGGCCAGUGACAUGAUCACACUCAACAGAAGUCUGCCUGAUGUCAGACUGGACGGCUGUAAGACAAAGACAUUUCCAGAUGACCUGCCAAACACCAGCAUUGUGAUUGUAUUUCAUAAUGAGGCUUGGAGUACAUUACUGAGAACCAUACAUAGUGCCAUAAACCGUUCGCCACGGCACCUGCUGCUGGAGAUACUGCUGGUGGAUGAUGCUAGCGAGAGAGAUUUCCUAAAGAAGAAAUUGGAAGACUAUGUUGUGACUCUGGAAGUUCCAGUGCGGAUUUUGAGGAUGGAACAGCGAUCCGGGUUGAUUAGAGCGCGGUUGAGAGGAGCAGCUGCCACACGAGGACAGGUCAUCACCUUCCUGGAUGCCCACUGUGAGUGCACUGUCGGGUGGCUGGAGCCACUACUGGCCCGUAUCAAAGAGGACCGGAGGGCUGUGGUCAGCCCUAUCAUUGAUGUCAUCAGUGAUGAGUCAUUUGAGUACAUGGCCGGCUCUGAUAUGACCUAUGGCGGUUUCAACUGGAAACUGAACUUCAGAUGGUAUCCGGUACCUCAGAGAGAGAUGGACCGGCGCAAGGGAGACCGAACCCUCCCUGUCAGAACGCCCACAAUGGCCGGAGGUUUGUUCUCAAUUGACCGUACGUAUUUUGAAGAGAUUGGCACGUAUGACUCAGGCAUGGACAUAUGGGGAGGAGAAAAUCUGGAGAUGUCUUUCAGGAUCUGGCAGUGUGGUGGAUCUCUAGAGAUAGUCACAUGUUCUCAUGUAGGACACGUAUUCCGGAAAGCCACGCCUUACAGCUUCCCUGGUGGAACUGGUCAGGUGAUCAACAAGAACAACAGACGAUUGGCUGAAGUCUGGAUGGAUGAGUUCAAAGAUUUUUUCUACAUCAUUUCACCAGGUGUGGUUCGGGUGGAUUAUGGAGACGUCUCCUCUCGGAAGGCUUUGAGAGAAGCUCUGAAGUGUAAACCAUUCUCAUGGUACCUGGAAAACAUUUACCCUGACUCUCAAAUUCCACGCAGAUAUUACUCACUCGGAGAGAUCAGAAAUGUUGAGACCAACCAAUGUGUGGAUAACAUGGGCCGCAAAGAGAAUGAAAAGGUUGGUUUCUUCAACUGUCACGGAAUGGGCGGCAACCAGGUGUUCUCAUACACAGCUGAUAAAGAGAUCCGUACAGAUGAUCUGUGUCUGGAUGUGUCACGGCUCAACGGACCUGUUGUCAUGUUGAAGUGCCACCACAUGAAGGGGAACCAGAUGUUUGAAUAUGAUGCAGAGCGGCUGACCCUGCUGCAUGUGAACAGUAACCAGUGUCUAGACAUGCCGUCUGAGGAGGAUAAGAUGGUGCCCACUCUCAGAGACUGUAAUGGUCGUCGCUCACAGCAGUGGAUCCUCAGGAACAUGACGCUAAGUGUCUGACUGAAACGCUAACAACUAGUACUGAACCUUGAGCUGGUUUAUGGCUUUUUGCUGGGCUGUGAACUGUCAUUUUCUGGUCCUUGGAUCAAGUCCAGCCAGCCUUUGAUCAGAAUCCAUUUACUGACCCAUUACAGUCUGCAGUACAGACAGGGCUGGAUAAUGGUCUUGCAAGGCCCCUGGCCACAUGUCUGAGGUCAGAUCCGGUGGUCGACUGAGGUUUAGACUCUUGCCGUCUCUGAUCUGAGCAUGUGUUGCAGAAUAUCUCUGCUGCUCAUUCUGUGUUGGAGUUCUGGUGCCUCUUAAAGGGAUAGUUCACCCCAAAAUGAAAAUUCUCCUUGGGUUUCCAUGGAAAAAAAUAACAGCAUAUGGGUUUGGAACCACAUGAUGGUGAGUAAAGAAAAAAGGAAGAAUUUUCAUUUUUGGCUGAACUAUCCUUAAAUAUCUUACACAUCAUAUGUUGGACUAUAUACUGUAGCCCAUAUGUUUCUUCAGUUGGCCACUACUGAGGGGGUAUCGUGUGUUAUAAUGAACUUAAUGCUGCGCUCUGCUUUAUCUGCAGCAUCUGAAAGGAUUGUGAAUUAGUCAGUGGACUGUGUACUGAACAGACUGUAUUAUUUGCUGCUGUUCCUAUCGGAAAUGUCCACUCAUUAUCUUGACUUUCAUCUCUCUCAGUGGGGCUGCAAUAUACUGAAUUGCCUUAAGGAAACAUUAUGAUUAGAAAGGGAUGUAGACAGCAAAACUGAACAGAAACAAUGGAAACAUACAUCUUCCAUAUAUCUGUCACAUACAA
Myxocyprinus asiaticus (Chinese sucker) is the source of this 2934-nucleotide messenger RNA. RefSeq names its product polypeptide N-acetylgalactosaminyltransferase 13. Gene Ontology annotation, cellular component: Golgi apparatus. Bases 474 to 2144 code for a protein of 556 amino acids. The transcript is spliced from 12 exons. The record is from RefSeq and is a predicted model, not a curated record. NCBI's taxonomy places the organism in Eukaryota, Metazoa, Chordata, Actinopteri, Cypriniformes, Catostomidae.